Molecule: messenger RNA, 1554 nt
Organism: Symbiodinium sp. CCMP2456
Lineage: Eukaryota; Dinophyceae; Suessiales; Symbiodiniaceae
Source: the annotation of a GenBank genome assembly
AUGGCUCUGCUUUCGCUCUUGGGGCUCGUCGCUCCGGUCCUGUCUGCAGCGCAGGGGGACUACCAGAAGUAUAUGAGCCAAUACGCAGGUGAUUACGAGAAGUACAUGCACGGGGGUGGCGGAAACGGUGGGAGUGGGGACUACGAAAAGUACUACAAGAAGUACAUGUCUCAGUACGGCUCGGGUGCCUCCGGUGGCUACGAGAAGUUCAUGUCACAAUACGCAGGCUACGCGAGCAAGUACAUGCCGUCCUCGGCAGAGGCAGAGUCGAAGUCCGCUGAGCCUAAGCCAGUGAGCUUCGCUGCAUCCGAUGCAUCCGAUGCCUCCAAGAAGGACUCUGCCGACAGCGAUGAGAAGGCACAGCAUUCAGAUUCACAGCAGCAGAGCGGCUACCAGCAGUACAUGAACCAGGGCUCCGAGAGUGGCGACUACAGCAAGUACAUGCAAGGACAUGGCUCUCAGGGAAGUGGCUACCAGCAGUACUACUCCAAGUACACUCAGAACCAUGGGUCGCAGGGUGGGGACUACCAGCAGUAUCUGAAGUCCUACGGUGGCGACUACAGCAAGUACAUGCAGGGUCAUGGCUCCCAGGCCGGAGACUACAAGCAGUAUAUGCAGUCCUACGGUGGCGACUACAGCAAAUACAUGCAGGGGCAGGGCUCCCAGGCCGGAGACUACCAGAAGUAUAUGCAGUCCUACGGUGGCGACUACAGCAAAUACAUGCAGGGGCAGGGCUCCCAGGCCGGAGACUACCAGAAGUAUAUGCAGUCCUACGGUGGCGACUACAGCAAAUACAUGCAGGGGCAGGGCUCCCAGGGAGGGGACUACCAGCAGUACAUGAAGGGCUACGCGAAGUACAUGCAAGGGAACAGUGGUCAGGGCGCCCAGGGAAACCCUGCACUUUUGGUGGCGGAUGCCUCCGGCUCCAGGUCCAGUGCCCCUAAGCAGAACCACGCAGACUCUGAGCAAAAGAGUUCAGACUCUGAGCACAAGGGUUCUGAGGCGUCAGAGAAGGACAAGGCAGAGCCGCAGGAGAUGUCUGAGCGCCAGCGCGAGCAGCUCGAGCGCCAGCAUGAGAAGCAGCGCUUGCAGCAGGAGCUGUCGUCGGAGAGGGCCAGCCUCCAUGCAGAGCUCGCAUCGGAGCACGCCCGGCUGCGCAAGGAGCUCGCGGCCGAAGCAAAGCAGGCGGCCGCUAGGGCCGCCGCCAAAGCCGCCGCGGCGAAGGAAGACGAGCGCUCGGGCGCUGCGUUGCUGGUCGGUGAGCCGGAGGUGAAGGAGACUGCAGAGCUGGAUGCAGAGAAGCAGCGGCUCCAUGACGAGCUCGCCUCCGAGCGCGAGAGCCUGCGCAAGGAGUUGGCGGCAGAGCAGGAGCAAGCCACGGCACCGGCCGAGUUGGCAGCAGUUCCGACUCCAUCGCCCUUCCUCUUUGUGGCUGCGACCCUCGCGGCGGGCUCCUUCGUCGCCGGCCUUCUCCGCCUUCGUCGGCAGCACCAAGCUCUGCAGGACUGGGCUCCAAGAGGGGGGCGGCACUGUACCCUACCAAAAAAAUUAUAG